Molecule: messenger RNA, 553 nt
Organism: Carica papaya (papaya)
Lineage: Eukaryota; Viridiplantae; Streptophyta; Magnoliopsida; Brassicales; Caricaceae
Product: LOB domain-containing protein 23-like
Source: RefSeq, a predicted model, not a curated record
AUUGAGAGUUUGAUUUUUAUCAAGAUUUUUGGAAGACAUGGCUUCUGGUCGUUGUGCAGCUUGUAAAUAUUUGAGAAGAAGAUGUCCUCAAGAUUGUAUUUUCUCUCCUUAUUUUCCUUCAAAUAAUCCUCAAAGAUUUGCUUUUGUCCACAAAAUUUAUGGUGCCAGCAAUGUUGCAAAGAUGCUUCAGCAACUGCCAAGUCAUCUAAGAGGUCAAGCAGUAGAUUCAUUGUAUUUUGAGGCACAAUGUAGGAUUGAAGAUCCUGUGUACGGCUGUGUUGGGAUCAUCUCUGUAUUACAUAACCAGAUCCAGAAGGCAGAGAAUCAGCUUGCCAGGACUCAGGCUGAGAUUGCUGUGUACAGCUCCCGUGCAAAUCCACUUCAACUUCCUCAACAACAACAAUUUGAAGCAAACCCAAUUUUCAUCAACAGUUCCUGGACGAAGCUAGAACAAUAUGGCACUGGCACUAGUAGUUUUGCAGCUGCUAAUUUCAACUAUCAAUCUCCAUAUGGGUUUAAUUAGAUUUUCUUGCAUGACACGAGAAAAGAUUAG